UGAAGUAUAAAGGGAAUAACAUGGUGUCCCAGUGGCUGUUUAUGUUUACUUAAAGAACGGUUUUGAAAGGGCGUAUUACAAGAUACAACAGACUUUUCUUUACAGCUUGAGUUUUUUUGCACUUUAAGUUUUUUUAUGUUAAGAUUUACAAGGCCAUUGGCAUGUAAAUCUCAUAUUUCACUAAUGUGCCAGUCUUACAAAUGGAAAGGGGGCUUCACUUUGGAAACGUGAGCAUUUCCCUGGUGCUCCUGCUAUUGCUGAAAGCCCUCAUCGGAUUCGGGACCUCGCAAACUCUGGGCUCCACCGUCGGGAGGGAGCCGCUGUCCGCCGCCGCCACCCGGGGUUCAGGUUCGACCUCGGGGGAAGAUGGUGCAGGAGUCAUGGAGCGGGGCUUGGAGAACCUAGGCGCCCCGGUCAUAUACGCAGACGUUACCGUGGAAGACGACGAGAAUGGGUCGGCGGGAGAAACUGACGAAUCGUACGGUGAAAGUAACGGAAACGUCCAACCGAAGAGGUCUCUUGUGAUCAUCAGCACCCUGGAUGGGAGGAUCUCUGCUCUGGAUCCUCACAAUCAGGGCAGGAAGCAGUGGGACCUCGAUGUUGGCUCAGGGUGCCUGGUGUCCUCUAGCCUCAGCAAACCUGAGGUGUUUGGUGAUAAGAUGGUCAUUCCUUCACUGGACGGUGCCUUGUUCCAGUGGAACCGGGACAGGGAGAGUAUGGAGGCAGUGCCUUUCAGUGUGGAGUCCCUGCUGGAGUCGUCCUACCGGAUCGGGGAGGAUACAGUUCUGGUUGGGGGCAAAUCCCUCACUACAUAUGGCCUUGGGGCGUACAGUGGCAAGCUUCGGUACAUCUGCUCUGCAGUGGGCUGCAGUCGCUGGGGGGAUGACGAGACGGAGGCAGAAGACGUGCUCCUGCUGCAGAGGAGUCAAAAGACCGUGCGAGCCAUCAGGCCACGAUCAGGAACAGAGAAGUGGAACUUCAGUGUCGGAAACUUUGAGCUGAAGCUCGUUCCUGAGACACAGUCAGGAAUCAACUUUCUGGAGGGAGAAGUUGUAAAAGGCGAAGGCUGGAGGGAUGGUCAGAGAGUCAUCACAGAGGAACCAAAGGACACUGACAGCUCAGAGAACCGGCAGAACCAGAACACUAACCUGGACCUCAUCAUCAAAGUCUCUGUUCCUGAUUGGAAAGUCAUGGCCUUCAGCAGCGAGCCUGAUGGACAGCUGGUCUGGGAGCGUCAGUUCUGCACCCCAAUUGCUUCGGCUUGGCUUGUGGGUGGAGGUAAAGUCACACCAAUCACGCUGUUUGACGACAACGCCUACAGCAAGUCAGACAAUGAAGAGGAGGAUGUUGACGAUGAAGAUCCAAAGAGGGCCAGAGGAACUGACGAGUCCAGUGUUUACCUUGGGAUGUUCCAGGGACAGCUCUACCUCCAAUCCUCUGUGAGGAUCACUGAAAAGUUCCCCUCCCAAGCUAUCGCAUCAGAAAAGGACAUCAUUCCACUACCCACUGUCAAAUGGAAGCCUUUAAUCCAUUCUCCAUCUCGGACACCAGCGCUGGUUGGCUCUGAUGAAUUUGACAAGUGUUUGAAUAAUGACAAAUUCUCCCAUGAUGAAUACAGCAACGGGGCCUUGUCAAUCCUCCAGUAUCCAUACGACAACGGCUACUACUUCCCAUACAGCAAGCAUUACCGGGAGAAACGUGAAAGUGCCGUAAGCCUGUUAAAUGGAAACGGGGCAGGAGGUGAGAGUCGAAGAAAAAAGGACCCCGUGCUGCUUCUGCCCUGGUGGAAGGAGAUUGUGGGCACAAUCUUCUUUUGCAUCGCUGCCACCACCUACAUCGUCCGCAAGUUCUUCCACCCCCCUGCCCCUGUGACAUAUGUGAGGCAACGGAAGGAGUCUGAAACACAGUGCCAGACAGACUCCAAGUUUGACCUUGAGGUUGUGGAAUCCAAAGAGCCAGUUGCUAUGGAGACCCGUUCCAGCGAAUAUGUGUCCAGGUACCUGACCGACUUUGAGCCAGUGCAGUGCCUCGGCCGCGGGGGGUUCGGUGUUGUGUUUGAAGCCCGCAACAAAGUGGACGACUGCAACUACGCCAUCAAACGAAUUCGUCUGCCCAACAGGGAGUUGGCACGGGAAAAGGUGAUGCGAGAGGUGAAGGCUCUUGCCAAGCUGGAGCACCCAGGGAUUAUCCGCUACUUCAACGCCUGGCAGGAGAGCCCACCUGAAGGCUGGCAGGAGGAGAUGGACCAGAGGUGGCUUAAAGAUGCAAGUACCACUGACUGGCCAAUGAGCUUCCUUGACCACAUGGAGGCACUGUCAGUCAAAGUUCCAGUGUCCAGCUCAGUGUUGCCUGUAGCUGGGCCUGCAGGAGACGCUCUGGAAGUUUCUGUAGACACUCAGGCUCUUCUCUCCAGCAGUACCGGGGGUGCUGCAGGUUUUGGUAUUGACAUCAGAGACCUGUCCUUCCAGCCGAUGCCGGGCCACGACAGCCUGAUGUCUGAGAGGGACAGCCAGGCUGACCCCGACGCCUCGGACACCCCCCACUCCUUCGAGCUGUGCCCACCGCGUGGCCCCAGCGACUGCACUUCUUCUUCCUUUGACAUCGUGUUCGAGGACUCAGGCUGUGACCGAGAUGCUGAUGCAGACACAGAUUCAGCUUCCGGUGCAGCCAACCCAAACUCUACGACAGAGAAGAACAGCUCAUCUUCUUCGCACACCAAACGACUGGAAUCCAUCCAGCCCUCUUCUUCCUCUCCUCCUCGGCCAACCUCACUCGCUCUGUCUCUCCCUACAACUCCACCUACUCAGCGGGUGCAGCCGUCGCCCAAGGUGUACCUGUACAUCCAGAUGCAGCUGUGUAGAAAAGAGAACUUGAAGGACUGGAUGGCUCAGCGCUGCCUUCCUGAACAGAGAGAGCACAACCAGUGUCUGGACAUUUUCCUCCAGAUUGCUGAGGCCGUCGAUUUUCUGCACAGCAAAGGUCUAAUGCACAGGGAUCUCAAGCCCUCCAACAUCUUCUUCACGAUGGAUGACGUGGUAAAGGUCGGAGACUUCGGCCUGGUGACGGCCAUGGAUCAGGAGGAAGACGAGGAUGAGCCCAGCGCCCUGACUCCCGCCCCCCUCCUGACCCGACACACGGGCCAGGUUGGCACUAAGCUCUACAUGAGCCCAGAGCAGCUCUCUGGGAACUCGUAUUCCCACAAAGUGGACAUUUACUCCCUGGGUCUGAUCCUGUUUGAGCUUCUGUAUCCUUUCAGGACACAGAUGGAGAGAGUGAGGACGCUGACAGAGGUGAGAGCGCUGCGUUUCCCAGAGGUGUUCUCCAAAAACAACGUUCAGGAGCUGAGCAUGGUGCGCAGCAUGCUGUCCUGGAGCCCCAGCGAGCGUCCUGAGGCGGUCGAUAUCACAGGGACUCCCCUCUUCCAGGAGCUGGAGCUGCCCUUCCGAAUGGCUGUGAGGCAGCGCUCCCGCACCUACAGCGCCUCGUCUAUGGGCCGCCCUUCACGCCAGACAUCCUCAACCUGACGCAAUACCUUACCCCCAUAUCCCCUUUCCCCCCCAUCUUUGGUCUGCAGUUAAAGAGAAACACCUCAGCCCCACGGCAUCUCUCACUGCCUCAGACAGAAUCACUUUAAGCACCAAGUUGAAGAAAUGUGCAGGGAUUUAUCUCGAAACUCUGCACAGUUACUCUUCUUGGCAAACGCCCAUGCCGUUACAUAUUCACACAUCAUUAUGCUGCCCACGCUCCCAAUUUAAAUCACAAGAAUAUUUUAUAAGCGACAGGCGUUCUGUAAUGUCCAGGACCAGACUUGGCUCAAGUGCUUCUUUCAUAUAAUCAUCAGUCUCUGAGAACCAGAUGGGUAGUGUUUACUGAACAUAAUAACUAAUUAAAUCUGAAGUGUUUACCUGUGAUUUUCUAAAACAACAAACUGCAUUAUCUGGUACCCUGAGAUGCACACUAAGAGCUUUUUUGGCUAUGAUUUGAUCCCAGUCUGGUCUCCGCACGCCUUCAUUCAGCCAGUGUUCACUCACCCACGCUACACCUCAGGUAUCAAAACCAAGAGGACACUCCAAAGGGGCCUUUGAUGCUUGAUCAUCCUAUCUACUAGUGACUAUUUCUGAUCACUGGUACGAGCACUAUCUGGUGUUUUGACACCCAAUAUGCCUGAUUUGGGAGACCAAAAAAAGACCAUCUUUUUUUCCUAUGUGUUUUUUAAUGAGAGAUGGUGAUGUAUUGAGUAGAAAGAGUUUAUGAAUCCAGUUAAUCAGACGUGAUUUGCCUUUAGAAAUGGGCCUUUAGGUCCCCUCUGAAUGAAUGCUGAGCCUCCGUCUUUUUGCAUGUACCUGAUAGGAAAGUGAAGGGAUGAGUGUGAGUUUGAUAUCUUAAAGCCAGUACUUGGAAGCAGUUUUUUCUGUGUGUAAAUCCACACAGUGACUCCGAGGUGCUCAAUCACUCUCAAACACCUCCUCUUUGUACAUAACUGAGGGGAAAAUCUGUUUAUAUCUUUGCUCUUUUAAGUAAAUUUGAUCAAACCUUGUACAUAGUGUAAGGCGCCAUUGCUUGUAAAAGGCUUUUUCAUGAGGCGACUGUAAGAUAGUGUCAUAUACUGUGGGCGAGGGAACAAAGAGGAGACGAUCUCUGCCAUUAACGGAUAGCUGAAUGUUACAGUGUGACCUCCAGAGACAUAAUGAUGGUGGUCACCUCUUCUAGCUGUUUGAAAUCAUUCUCAGUGUUUGUUUUUACACGUUUUGGGUUACCAGGUAGAAGAGGUGUGCCCUGCUUUAAGCACCAGACAACCCACAGGACCAGAGUGCCAUUUGAAAGUCAGCUAAGUGUACUUUUCUGUAACUAAUAACUCACCUCACACCUCUUUGGAAUCGUGCUACUGUGCUCCAACCCCGUCCAGAUGAUGUUUCUAAUAAAGCAACAGUAAUCCUGAGGUCUGCCGCUCUCCCGCGACGCAGGAGAAAUAGCAUUUAGUCAAGAAGACAACACUGUUUUGUCCCCUCGACAGUGGGGACCUGGACCUGAUGUUGGCAUUGUUUUCUGUACAUAGGAAGUGCUAGGAGAGUCCCACGACCUCUUUGUAACUACCCACUCAAACUGCUAAUUGUAACGUGCUUUAAAUGAUUGUACUUUUCUAAGGAUCUUUUCUCUUUUUUGAUAAGCGCAGUUUUUUGAUUAUUCUGCAGGGUUUUUUGAUUACUGUUAAGUCUGAACUGUGUCUGAUAUAGGAAGUCUAACUGAUGUUUGUCCAUCCAUCUGCUCCACCUGCAGAGAAAGAGCCAUUCUUGUUGUAAAAUGUUUCAUUUCUUUCUUUAGAGACUGUGUUUACACCGUGUUAAUCUGGCAAAUUGGAAGGUUUCCUUCCAUAAUGACAUAUCCUGAAGUUUAUUGGAAUUUAAUGCAACAAAAUUGAACAAAAGUUAUUUGCAUAAGUCACUGAAAUGUAAGGAUUAGGGCUGUCCCUGUUAGAGGGAAUCAAGCAAUAUCAAUACUUUUUUGAUACCACAGUGACCAAAAUAGUCAACCUAAAGGCAUCAAUUUCUUGUUUUUGGCAAACUUCGGCACGUUUUUUAAAUUGCACAGCCGACAUUGAGUUCUGCAAGUUUUGAUGGAGCCAUUCCUCUCUGAUGCUUCUGUCUCAUGAUGUAGAUGUUUUCUUUAAAAGUUUUGGUUCUUUAAGAUGCUUCAUUCAUUAAAAAAGCAAAUAUUGAAGGAUUUAACAUGUGAUAUAAAAGAAGCAUUGAUUUAUCAGAAAUUUUGACAACCGUAGUAAAUGUUUUUUUUAUUGCAAAUUCCAGUUAUAGGUUCCUUAAAUGUAAGGAUUAGGGUUGUUAUGAUACAAGAAUAUUAUACAAAUAUACUAGAAGGAAUCAACCAAUGUCGACGCUGUCUUUGAUACCACAAUAGUUAUCCUAAAGGCACAAAAAAUGUAUAGAUUCUCGUUUUUUAUCAUUUUGAAUUGCAUGUAGACUCCUGCUCAUUUUCUGAAUUGCAUGUCUUAAAUAGAGUAAGGUUUCUGCUAUUUUUGAUGAUCCAUGCCUCUCCGAUGCUAUAAAAUAGACGUGACUUUUCGAGUCUUGAUAUUUUUAGAUGCUAACGAUCAGUUAAAUUGCAGAGAUUUCACAAUUUGAAUGUAUUAUCAACAACAGUAGAAGAUGUCAACCAGAUGUUUGACUCAGAAAAUAAGGGCUGAUUUCCUUAGUGGUAUAUCCUCAUACUUUGGGGAAAAAUUCAUGCCACAAAAUAAGAAAAAGUUGUUUUUAGAAUUUAUAAAUCUAGUCACAGGAUGCUGAAAUGUAAGAAUUAAUGUCACAAUACCAGUCUUAAACUCAGUACAGUGGUAGUAAAAUUUUUGAUAAUUGAUCUUGUUGCAAUUUCUUUUCCUAGCAUUGCGUCUGCAAUUUAAUAUGCAAUUAUUUAGAAAUUCCUAAUCUUAAGUAAUUUUCAACCAACACAUUAAUAAGCAAUUACAUAUUAUGACAAACACAAAUUUGUUAGGUUAAACUGGGCCGAAUGAUUUUGAAAGAAAUUUUAAUUGUGAUUAUUUUGAGUCAUUGAAAAUUCAAUAUGAAUUGUUGUCUUGAAGGGAAUGACCAUUUUUGUAGUUCUCAUUCUAAGAAAAACAUCUACAAAGAUGAGGACAUUUCUAUUUUUGUUGAUUAUUUUAAAAAGACGGCCGAAUUAUUGCAUGAUAUGUUGGAAAGUGGAUGCUUUAAGGAAUAACUACAGAUCCCUGGCCACAACAUGAUCAAAAUGAGCAAGCAAGAGAGACUCAAAAUCCCCUUUUUGGUUGCAAAAAGGGAUUUUUAAGCACAUUAAAUCCAACUUUUGCAUGUUGCAGACAGACAGGAAGAAGGUGAAAGAUGCUCUAAAUUGAACAAAUACAUCCACAUUGUGUCGGUACUGGAUCAUUUUGUGCAAUUUAAGCACUGUGCAUGAGUUUGCCUGCAGUUUUUAUUAGGUCAGUUCCUCUGCAAUUCAUCUGUCUUAUGAAACAGAAGCAGCAUCUUACAGUGCUGGUGCUUUUUUGUACCUUUAAUCAAAAUAUAAAGGGUUGAAUCAUAAAAAAACAUGAUGGUAUCAUAAAAAGUAUCAAAGCAUCAAAAAUGUUGACAACCCUUGUAAGAAUUAAGAACCUUUUUGUCCAAUAUUUGAAAAAUGAACAAAAAAUAUAACAAAAAGUCUUGUUUUUGUUUUAAACAGAAGGGAGAUUUGACAUCUUAAAUCUGCAGAAGCUAUUGCCAGCUUUGUAUAAGAUGAAGAUCAUAUGUUUAUUAUUUAAGGUUCCGUUCACUCUAACCAAGAAGAUGUGAUUACGCUGUUGAUUUUUUCAUGCUUUGUAUCGCUGUGUUCCACUCCUGCUCUGGUAGCUCUUCCUGACGAUCGUUCUUUAAAAUCACACCCUCUUCUCGUUCUCCGAUGCCUCAGUCCGGACUUGUAGUCGUUCUCGUGCACAGAUCCCCAUCCUCUGUCCAUGUUGAAUUGUAAAUAUGUUUAUUUGCUUUAUUUAUGUUCUGACGAUGUGAUCAAUCCUUUUUGGGUUGGUGUUAUUAUGAAUGCGCUUCAUGCGACUGGAGCGCGUUGGAAUAUGAUGACUUCUUACAAGUCUAAAUUUAAUAAACCCUUCUAUACCCUU
Messenger RNA from Cheilinus undulatus (humphead wrasse), 7642 nucleotides. It is a transcript of the gene eif2ak3, whose product is annotated as eukaryotic translation initiation factor 2-alpha kinase 3. NCBI's taxonomy places the organism in Eukaryota, Metazoa, Chordata, Actinopteri, Labriformes, Labridae. Gene Ontology annotation, biological process: protein phosphorylation. The transcript is spliced from 18 exons. Gene Ontology annotation, molecular function: protein kinase activity; protein binding; ATP binding. The record is from RefSeq and is a predicted model, not a curated record. Bases 201 to 3524 code for a protein of 1107 amino acids.